CUGUUUGUCUGUCUUUAUCUCAGGCUGUGCGUCGGGGCCACAGAUCCCAUGCGCUCUCCAGCCUCUUUAAAACUUCUCUUGCUCUUGGAUAAAUGGAGACAACCUGAGCCUCUGGCAUUUUGGACGAAACAGCCAGUUUUGAGAUUAUAAAAGAAGAAAACUACAAAAACAGGCUGCACCACAUCGUGACCAAGUUUGGUUUCGGACCUCUUGUUCACCGCGCGUCAGGGAGAUGGAGAACGGGACUUGUGGGAUGCCUAAUGAUGUGGAGGAGCUGUGGGAGAAGGUGGAGUGCAAACGGUACGAACUGUGCAGCUCUAUUUCCCCGGCAAAGCUCACCCCCUACCUGCGCCAGUGCAAAGUCCUGGAUGAACAGGAUGAAGAUGAGAUUCUCAACUCCAUGCUGCUGGUCUCCAAAGCAAAUCGCACAAGCCGUCUACUUGACAUCCUCCACACUAAAGGAGAGCGAGGGUAUGUUGCGUUUCUGGAGAGCCUGGAGUUUUACUAUCCUGACCUGUACAAACUGGUCACAGGGAAGGAGCCCACACGACGCAUAUCCACCAUUGUCGUGGAGGAGGGUCAUGAGGGUCUCACCCAGUUCCUGAUGAACGAAGUGAUGAAGCUGCAGCAGCAGUCCAAAGUCAAGACCCUGCAGCAUGUUGAGCUCACCAGGAAGAACUGCACGCUGGAGGACGAGCAGAAGAAGCUCAGACUUGCCAACCAGGAGCUGCAGGCCUUCCAACAGAGAUACAAUAAGUUGAGGGAAGAGAGAAACACCUACAGUGAUGAGCUGCUGAGAGUGAAGGAUGAAAACUACAAGCUGGCCAUGAGGUACGCCACGCUGAGCGAGGAGAAGAACAUGGCAGUGAUGAGGAGCCGAGACCUGCAGCUCGAGAUCGAUCAGCUGAAGCACAAGCUGAACAAGGUGGAGGAGGAAUGUAAGAUGGAGAGGAGGCAAAGCCUCAAGCUGAAGAACGACAUUGAGAACCGGCCAAAGAGAGAGCAGAUUUUUGAGCUGGAGAGAGAGAACGAGAUGCUCAGGAUCAAGCUACAGGAGUUGCAGUCCAUCAUACAGCCGGGGCCUUUGCCCGAGUCAGACAAGGCCAUUCUUGAUAUUUUGGAGCAUGACAGACAGGAAGCAUUAGAAGACAGACAGGAUCUGGUCAUCCGUCUCUACAACCUACGCGAAGAAGUUCGACAAGCAGAGGAACUAAGAGAUAAGUACCUGGAGGAGAAGGAGGAGCUGGAGCUGAAGUGCUCCACACUACAGAAGGACUGUGAGAUGUAUCGCAACCGCAUGGACACCAUCACCAUACAGCUGGAGGAGGUGGAGAAGGAGAGGGACCAGGCGUUCCGAGCCCGAGACGAGGCACAGCACCAGUUCUCCCAGAGUCUGAUCGACAAAGACAAAUAUCGCAAGCAGAUCAGAGAGCUGGAGGAGAAGAGCGACGAACUCCACAUUGAGAUCGUGCGCAAAGAAGCCAAACUGGUGACCCUGGAGUCUCGCCUGCGACGGCUGUCCAAGGACAUCGCCCCCGACCAGAGCCUGCCCAGGGACCUGCCUCGAGCCAUCAUCUCCCAGGGGGAGGAGUUUAAAGCUGGUCCGGGCCAAUCAGAAUGGUCCAGCGAUGAGUCACCAGAGGAGAAGUUCUUUUCUGAGGAGCCUCGACUCAAACGCAGACCUAACCUUAAAGCAACGAACAGAGUGAAAUCUCCAGUAUGUGCACACAGAGACCUUCAGAGCACCCCAGAGGCCACUCAGCCUGCAGUCAACGGAGUAGCUUUCCUGGAGAUUCAGAUGCCAAAUCCACAAGUCAACAGCAACUCGCUCCCUCCCUCCCCCAUCUUCCCAAUUUCUCCCACAUACCCUCAGACCUCAGCGCCCCCCCUCUCCUCUUCCUGCCCCUCUCCCAUACCGAUCCCCCUCACCAUGGUGGAGCAGUGCAACAGGCCGGCUAUGCUGCGUUAUCGUAACGACAGCAUCCUGUCCAUCCUCCCCGAGCCGCCAGAGAAAGCAUCGCUGUACCGAAGAGAGCGAGAGAGGGAACACGAUUUCCACCCCCGCAGCCUCUCAGACUUUGACAGUGACAACAUGGAAACGGAAUAUGAGGAUGAGGUGCAGCGUGGUCCUCCCUCUGUCCACUCAUCCUCCUCCUCCCAUCAGUCAGAAGGGAUGGACACUUAUGACCUCGAGCAGGUCAACAAUAUCCUCAGGAAACUCUCUCUGGAGAGGCCGUUCCGUCCGUCUCUGUCCUCCUUCUCCAGGAUCAACUCGUCUUCGAAGCCAGCGCAGGACCUGUCGUUGCUAGGAGACAACCUGCUGAAGGACAUCACGCUGGUCGGUGGCAACCACAGCGGGAUUUUCGUCUCCGCUGUCCAGUCGGGGUCCAUCGCCGAGAAAGCGGGGCUACGAGAGGGCCACCACCUCCUGUUGCUUGAGGGCUGCAUACGUGGGGAAAACCAAAGUGUUUCUCUGGAUGCCAGCACUCAGGAAGAAGCCCACUGGACCCUGCAGCACUGCUCUGGACCCAUCAAGCUGCACUAUCGAGCCAACCACGACUCUUACCGUCGUCUUCAGAGGGACAUGGUGGAUGGCACGCUGGCUUCUGGCGACUCCUUCUACAUACGAGUCAACCUCAACAUCUCUGGCCAGUCAGAUAGCUGCUCCUUGAGCGUGCGCUGCGACGAGGUGGUGCACGUCCUAGACACCAGGCACCAGGGCCACUGUGAGUGGCUGUGCUCCCGUGUCGACCCCUACACCGGCAACGACCUGCCCGACCGUGGCACCAUACCCAGCAAUUCACGGGCCCAGCAGCUGCUCCUGGUAAAGAUUCAGAAAUUUGUGUGUCGAGGGGGGAAAGAAGAAAGCGAAUCCCGCCGCAACAGUAGAACCAAUUUGCAGCCAGAAGAAACCAACUCCUUAUCUGACUCUAAAGCCAGUCCACGCUUGUCUAGAGCCAGCAUCUUCCUCACUCAGAUACUACAGUUUGUCAGCAGGGUGGAUAUCAAAUAUAAGCGAAUGAACAGCAACGAGCGUGUGAGGAUCAUCAACUCUGGCAGCACGACACUACCCAGACACGGCUUUGAGACGCUUCGACCAGAAGACACUGCUGACCCGGACAGCGAGCUGAGCAGGAGUUUGAACCUGAUUGCCUACAGUACUGUUACGCCCCAGAGGACCCAGAGGAGAAGGCCGGUGCUGUUCACCCCCACUGCUUUAGCCAAAACCAUCAUCCAGAAAAUACUUAACAUGGGCGGCGCGAUGGACUUCAACAUCUGCAAACCAGACACCCUGUCCAAAGAUGAGUUCCACCUCAAACAGAAUGUGGAGCCCUUUAUUCACUACAAAGAGAAACACACCACAUUUGAGUGCAUCACCAGAGAAAACAUAGAGGCCGUCGCUGCCAAGGGCAAACACUGCCUUCUGGAGGCUGAGCUGAGCUGUGUCAAAGACCUUCUACGGAGAGACAUCUACCCAAUCAUCAUCUACGUCAAGAUUAGUGAGAAAAAUGUCAAGAAGUUACGGAAGCUGCCUCUGCGCAUGGAGUCGGAGGACGAGUUUGUGAGGUUGUGUCGGGCUAAGGAGAAGGAGCUGGAGGGCAUUCCCUGCCUCUAUGCCAGCCUGGAGCCCGAGGCCUGGGCAGGGACAGACGACCUGAUCAAGGUCAUCAAAGACCGAAUACUGGAGGAGCAGAAGAAGAUUGUGUGGGUGGAGCAGGACCUCCUGUAGACACACACAUAUCCAACAGUCUGAUCACCAUAAAACACACAAUUGGAACCUUGUACAUGCUUUUAUGCUUAUAUUUAUGCUCAGACUUAAAACUGCAUAUACGGACACUCAACUUGUUUUAAGUUUAAAAUAAAUAGUUUAUAUAUUUUGUAAAGGUUUGCUGUUUCUUUAGAGAAAUAAACAUGUGUAAGACACAAACCCCUGCCUUUUUGUUUACCUAGACAUUAAACAUUUAAAGGGAAGGUGUCAAAGAGCUCUUCUGUGAAUGUCCUUUCACUGUCAGUCGAAUCCCACUUCACCUGGACUCUACUGACCUCUACUGGCUGCAGUGACAGUAGCUGUUCACACUGUAAAGACCCCGGUCCAAUCACAUCUUUUAUUCAUGUGCACUACUGGUGAGAAG
Monopterus albus (swamp eel) is the source of this 4133-nucleotide messenger RNA. RefSeq names its product caspase recruitment domain family, member 11 (gene card11). Gene Ontology annotation, cellular component: cytoplasm. The coding region runs from base 233 to 3730 and encodes 1165 amino acids. Lineage: Eukaryota; Metazoa; Chordata; Actinopteri; Synbranchiformes; Synbranchidae. The transcript is spliced from 25 exons. Gene Ontology annotation, biological process: regulation of apoptotic process. Gene Ontology annotation, molecular function: CARD domain binding. The record is from RefSeq and is a predicted model, not a curated record.